CGCGCUCUUUCACCAUACCAUAUCCCUUUAAUAGGUCCUUCUUGAUUUUCUAGAAAAUUCGCACGUUCUUGUUAAUUAAUCUCCAAUAUUAUUUGUAUAAAAAUUUACAAGACAAGUAUUUAAAAAUAAUCGAAUACAAAUACAGGUUAUAAUUUAUUGUUUAUUAUAACCUCUAAUUUUAUUGACUUUUCCAUAGAUUGAAAACGCUUAUUCGAUGAAAAUGACAUUUUUGUCCAUAUGUCAGUAUACUAUUUGCAACAAUUCAAUUUAAAUUGAGUGGUAAAAAUUAACAAUUAAGUAUUCAAUAUAGAAAUAAGUAAACAUUUGAACUGUCAACUGUUAAAAUGACUUCUUGCUCUUUAGAAAUUAUACUUGCUCCACAAUAGUGAAUAUUUAUUCAUUAGCAAUUAUAACAUUGAUUUAAAUUAGUGAUCAUUUUACAAUAGCAAAUGAGUGAAUAUUUUCAUUAUGUUGCUGUGACUUUCACUGAUUUAUUUUCAUAUGGAGCAGGUUAGAAAAGCGUUUAUUAAAUAUUUCACUAUUUAAGUCAGUGUGACCGUAAUGAAAAUGUAAAAUGAAUGAAUUUUAAUUAAUUACAAAAAUGAUCUCUAACAUGGUAGCAGCAUGUACAUGGUUGACGCAAUGAUCUCCCUCUUAAAAUCAUCUGUUCGUAAUCAAUAAUACAAGAUGAUUCCAUUUCUUCACGCAGUUGUCACAUGGUCUUAAAGGAUUGUAUAGAUUGAAGUACAAUAUAUGAAUAAGAAACCAAUAAAUAAAAUGUCACGCUGUAAUUACCUCAAAUUUUGUUCAUUUUUUAAUAAGCGAGUGCCUACAAAAAGUUCUUGUAUUCAUCUGAAUUAUCAUAAACACGCACAGCCACAUAAUACAGUUGUACAUCAUGAAACAGGUUAUUUUUUCGAGCGAGCAGCAAUCAGUAUUCGUUGUUUAUGCUCAAUGCACAAAGUUAUUGAAAGAAACGUUUUACAUUCAACAAUUGCUCCACUAUCUUAUUGGGAAAAGAAGUGGCGAAAUUAUAGAAAAAAUACCUCAGAGGCUAAUUAUAAGAAUUUGAGUUUUAUUUUAAGUGGAUUAGGAUUGAUUGUAGCUUAUUGUGAUGCUCCAAUAUCAUUAAAAGAGAAAAGGUUUUUUCGAGCCGCACAGUAUGGAAAUAUUCCAGAUUUAAAGAAGGCAAUAUUAGAAGGAGUUGAUGUAAACAUGAGACACAGUCUUGGAUGGACAGCAUUGCAUUCAGCAGCAAUAAAUGGUAAAGUUGAUGCUCUCAAAUUUUUAAUUAGUCAAGGAGCUGAUGUAAAUGCGGAAGAUGAAUUUAUAAAUGUUUAUAAAACUGGAAGAGAGAAAGGACUUCAUUCAUUAGAAGUUCUUAUGAUACGUGAAGAAGAAUUUUCUGAUAGAUUAAAUAGUCGAGCUACUUUUAAAGGUUUUACUCCAUUACAUUAUGCUGUUCUUGCCGAUUCUUACGAAUGUGUUAAAGCACUUUUAGAUGCAGGUGCUAAUCCUACGAUAGAUAAUGAAUCUGGUCAUAGGCCUGAAGAAUAUUCGAAAAAUGACAAAAUAAAGAAAUUACUUAUUCAGAAGGCUCAAAAAUAUGAUGAAUUACUUAAAGAAAAGGAAGCAGAAGAACGACGAAGAUUCCCAUUGGAGCAAAGAUUAAAGCAACAUAUUGUUGGUCAAGAAGGUCCUAUUUCUAUUGUAGCAUCUACUAUAAGAAGAAAAGAAAAUGGUUGGAUUGAUGAAGAACAUCCCUUAGUAUUUCUUUUCCUUGGUUCCUCUGGUAUUGGAAAAACAGAGUUAGCGAAACAACUUGCUGCUUAUAUUCAUAAAGAUAAAAAAGAUGGAUUUAUUAGAUUGGAUAUGUCUGAGUAUCAAGAAAAGCAUGAAGUUGCUAAAUUAAUUGGCGCUCCACCUGGAUAUGUAGGUCAUGAUGAUGGAGGACAGUUGACAAAACUUUUAAAAAAAUUCCCAAAUGCCGUGGUACUUUUCGAUGAAGUAGAUAAGGCACACCCUGAUGUACUAACCGUUCUUUUACAACUAUUUGAUGAGGGAAGACUAACAGAUGGAAAAGGUAAAACAAUUGAGUGUAAAGAUGCUGUAUUUAUAAUGACGUCAAAUCUUGCCAGUGAAGAAAUAGCUGAACAUGCUAUGCAAUUACGAGCUGAAGCAGAAAGUGUAUUACAACAACGACUUGACAAGAAUUCUAAUGAAGAUCAAGAACCAGAACGAAUCGUUAUAUCACGACAUUUUAAAGAUGAAGUGGUGCGGCCCAUAUUAAAGGCUCACUUUCGACGUGAUGAGUUUCUAGGUAGAAUAAACGAGAUCGUAUAUUUCCUACCAUUCUCACGUAGUGAAUUGAUAAAGCUUGUAGCUCGUGAACUCGAAGCCUGGGCUACAAGAGCAAAAGAGAGACAUAUGAUAGAACUGAAAUGGGAUCGUGAGGUUCUUUCAGUUCUUGCUGAUGGUUAUGAUGCUCAUUAUGGUGCUCGGUCUAUAAAAUAUGAAGUAGAAAGACGAGUAGUUAACCAGUUGGCUGCUGCUCAUGAACGUGGACAACUCGGUAAAAAAUGCUGCGUCAAACUAAAAACUAAAUGGCAUGAAAACGGAGCCAGUAUUAUGCUUUCAGUUCGACCUCCUGGAGUUAAGGAUUUUGUUGACAUUGCAGAGACAGAUAAUGUUAUAAAAAAUGUUCAUGCCCAGUUUUAGUGAAUAGUAACUAUUUUUCUAUGCUAAAAGUGUUCAACCAAAUAUAAACUCAGGAUUUUUGGUAGGAAUAGAAUUUAAAUUAUGAGAUAAUUUGAAUUAUCGAUUGAUUAUUGUAUAUGUUUGUUUAUUAUAGAUUAUAAAUAUUUAUUUAAUAUUUUCAUAGAGUGAAAUUGAUAGCCUUUUAUUAUAUGAACUAAACUGCACUUUUGUAGGACUGAAAUAUUCACCAAUGAAAAACUUGUAACAUAAUUUGUUGGAAAAAAGAUUCAUUUGUUAUCAAACAAUACAAUUCGCUGUAAAUAAAUUCAUCUUUAAUGUAAACUGAUAAUUAAAGUUACAUAACAAGACAUUUUGGUUGAACAUCACACUUAAAGUACAGUAUACAUUUUUUAUAUUAUAUACCAAGAUAAAAGAUUGUGUCGAAUUGGAGUUAUUGAGAAAAUAAAAACUUUC
Messenger RNA from Chelonus insularis, 3171 nucleotides. RefSeq names its product caseinolytic peptidase B protein homolog. Gene Ontology annotation, molecular function: ATP binding; ATP hydrolysis activity; protein binding. Gene Ontology annotation, biological process: cellular response to heat. Gene Ontology annotation, cellular component: cytoplasm; mitochondrion. The transcript is spliced from 10 exons. The record is from RefSeq and is a predicted model, not a curated record. Bases 754 to 2718 code for a protein of 654 amino acids. NCBI's taxonomy places the organism in Eukaryota, Metazoa, Arthropoda, Insecta, Hymenoptera, Braconidae.